Salvelinus sp. IW2-2015 is the source of this 627-nucleotide messenger RNA. Its product is annotated as heat shock protein beta-1. Gene Ontology annotation, molecular function: protein homodimerization activity. Gene Ontology annotation, biological process: cellular response to unfolded protein. The record is from RefSeq and is a predicted model, not a curated record. Gene Ontology annotation, cellular component: nucleus; cytoplasm; protein folding chaperone complex. Lineage: Eukaryota; Metazoa; Chordata; Actinopteri; Salmoniformes; Salmonidae.
GGAGCAGACGUUACUUUCGGUGGAAGUUUGAGAGAGAGACACCAACCAAAGGCAUCUACAGCCAGCCAGCUUCACAGCUCUACUACUGCAACAGUACUACUCCUCUUCUUCCAGCAAACAUGACAGAGAGACGCAUCCCCUUCAGCCUGCUCCGCACCUCUAGCUGGGACCCCUACAGGGACUGGUACCAGGGCAACCGACUCUUCGACCAGUCCUUCGGUAUGCCUGCCCACGCAGAGGGGUUACCCUCCUUCUCCAGCACCCACUGGCCCGGAUACAUGCGCCCCGCCCUCAGCCACGACCUGUCCUCUGCCGGCUUCAUGCCCUCUAUGAUGCCCCACCAGCAGAGUGCAAUGAUGCCCUUAGUCCCAAUGAUUCCCCAAGCCCCAAUGAUGGUCCAGGCCCCCAUGAUGGCCCAGGCUGGGGCAGCAUCGUACGCCCGCGCCCUCUCCCGCCAGCUCAGCACUGGCGUGUCUGAGAUCAAGCAGACCCAGGAGGCCUGGAAGGUCACUCUGGACGUCAACCACUUCUCCCCUGAAGAGUUGGUGGUCAAGACCAAGGAUGGCGUGGUAGAGAUCACUGGUAAUAAACUCAUAUCUCUAUCUAGCUUUGGCUCUGUCUCUGUCU